Molecule: messenger RNA, 2426 nt
Organism: Spea bombifrons (plains spadefoot toad)
Lineage: Eukaryota; Metazoa; Chordata; Amphibia; Anura; Pelobatidae
Product: cytochrome P450 26C1
Exons: 6
Coding region: 1-1974 (657 amino acids)
Biological process (GO): sterol metabolic process
Molecular function (GO): iron ion binding; oxidoreductase activity, acting on paired donors, with incorporation or reduction of molecular oxygen; monooxygenase activity
Source: RefSeq, a predicted model, not a curated record
AUGAAAUUGUUAACUCCCGGAGUCCAGGACCCUCCCUCUGUCAAAGCCUUUGAGCUCAGUGCAAAUCACUGUACUCUGGGUGACACUUAUUCAAAUCUCACCAGGACUAAAAGCAACUCCUUGGAUCUGAAGAUGUUCCUCACUGAACUGAACUGCAUGUCCCUGCUGGAGACUGCCCUGACAUCUGUAGUAUCUGUGAUCCUUCUUCUGGUUGCGUCUCACCAGCUUUGGUCCCUAAGGUGGCAUAAUGCUAGAGACAGAGGCUGUAAAUUACCUCUACCAAAAGGCUCAAUGGGAUGGCCAUUUUUUGGAGAAACACUACACUGGCUUAUCCAGGGAUCUGCUUUCCAUAGUUCCAGAAGGGAGAAGUAUGGGAAUGUAUUUAAGACUCAUCUGUUGGGCAAACCGGUCAUUCGUGUGACUGGUGCAGAGAAUAUUCGCAAGAUCUUGAUGGGGGAACACAACCUUGUGAGUUCUCAGUGGCCCCAGAGCACCCAGAUCAUCCUGGGCUCCAACACCCUGGUGAACUCCAUUGGAGAGCUCCACCGACAGAAGAGAAAGAUCAUGGCCAAAGUGUUCAGCCAUUCUGCCCUGGAGAGUUACCUCCCUCGGAUCCAGGAGGCUGUGAGCUGUGAGCUCCAUGGCUGGUGCAGAGAUCCUGGCUCCACAUCAGUCUUCCCCUCAGCUAAGACCCUGACUUUCCGCAUAGCAGCCAGGAUCUUGCUGGGACUCAGCCUGGCUGAACAACAGUUCCAAGAAAUGGCCAAAGUCUUUGAGCAGCUGGUGGAGAACCUCUUCUCCUUACCCCUGGACAUCCCCUUCAGUGGCCUCCGAAAGGGUAUUAAAGCCAGGGAUACUCUGCACCGAUAUAUGGAGGAAGCUAUUAAACAGAAGCUUGCAGCACAAGACCCAGAUGUAUGUGAAGAUGCCUUGGACUACCUGAUAAACAGUGCCAAGGAGAAUGGGAGAGCCUUCAGCAUGCAAGAACUUAAGGAGUCUGCUAUUGAGCUGAUAUUUGCUGCUUUCUUCACUACUGCCAGUGCAAGCACUUCCCUCAUCUUGCUUUUGAUGAAGCAUCCUUCUGCCAUCCAGAAGAUCAGGCAAGAGCUGCUGUCCCAGGGGCUUCUUAAACAAUGUCAAUGCCUGUCCCCUCCAGAAAACAGAAAUAACAACAUCCCAUCCCAUCAUCCCAAUGGCUGUGCAGAGGACCACUGUCAGACCUCUGGGUGCCACAUGCCCCUUCUCCUGAACUCUGAUGGACAAGUGAAAACCAUCUGGAAGCCGACACAGUGCAUGCUGGCUGAUAAAACUGAUAGAGAACAUUUGCAGCUUGUAUCUAGGAGAAUCCAUAAUGGAAUGAGUUGGGUAGAGAAGUCAUGUGGACCCACCUGCACAGAAGAUACACUUCAUAGGAGCCCCAGCUGCAAUAAGCAGCCAGGAGACCUUCAAGAAUUGUGUUCUGGAUGUUCCUGUAAUGUAGAACUCAGCCUGGACAGACUGAAGGAGCUCCACUACUUAGACUAUGUGGUGAAGGAAGUUCUGCGCUUAUUGCCACCUGUUUCUGGAGGCUACAGGACAGCCAUGCAGACCUUUGAACUAGAUGGUUACCAAAUCCCCAAGGGAUGGAGUGUCCUCUACAGCAUAAGAGACACCCACGAGACAGCAGAAGUCUACAAAAGCUCGGAGUUAUUCGACCCAGAAAGGUUUUCUCCUGAACGGAACGAAGGAAAAGCCGGUCGAUUUAAUUACAUUCCUUUUGGAGGUGGUGUUAGAAGUUGUAUCGGAAAAGAACUGGCUCAAAUAAUCCUCAAAAUCUUGGCCGUUGAGCUUGUGGCUACCGCCAAGUGGGAACUGGCCACCCCGAACUAUCCCAAAAUGCAGACUGUCCCAAUCGUUCACCCCGUCGACGGACUUCAUGUUUUCUUCAAUUUUUUAAGUUCAAACGACAGUGACCAAGCGUCAAAACUGUUAUAAUUUACCGACAACACGUCGAAGAAUAAGCCCUUAGCCACGCUUAACCCUGUGGGUGCCAAAGAGGUAAGCAAAAUGCUGCUCGACCAUAUGGCAUUAAAGGGUUAAAGCGGACCUGUCACCUUGAAAAAAGAAAGCAAGUCACGAUAAUUUUUAACCAUUGAAAAGCUGUUUUUAAUAACACACCCGAUCUCCGCUUUCUGAUUUGCUACUUAUUUUGUAUCUUUUAACAUUUCUGUAACUUUUAGGAAAGUCGAGGAGUGUUGGGUGUGUGCCCACAUUGCCCAAAGCACACUGAUUUACCUGGCUGGCAGGUUAUUUAUUAUACCUGGUCCAACCAUAAAGUUUUUUUUUUUUUCAUAAUUAUUAUUUUUUCGGUGACAGGCGCACUUUAAGCAAUUAUUAUUAUUUUUUUUUGGUUGUAUAUUUCCGGAAGGGUGCAUGUACAAUCUGUA